Molecule: messenger RNA, 2269 nt
Organism: Phlebotomus papatasi
Lineage: Eukaryota; Metazoa; Arthropoda; Insecta; Diptera; Psychodidae
Exons: 7
Coding region: 625-2019 (464 amino acids)
Source: RefSeq, a predicted model, not a curated record
AGUCCGCGUUCGACUGCAACUCGAGGCGGUUGCCAUCGACUUCUUGUGCUUUGCGAAUGUGAUCUACGGAACAAUUUCUCAUGUGCUCGCGCGCACAUUGAGGGCCCCCCUUUAUUGAGUAUCUUUUGGUGAUCAUCUGCCAAGUGAUUCACAAGAGUGUCUCUCUUCUGUGGGAAAAAAGUGUGUCUUGGAGGUACAUCGACCACAAAUGGUGUUAAUUCUUGUGAGAGGUUAUUGUCUGUGUGAAAUUUUGCAAGAGAACCCCAACUUCUUGUGACAGUGAGAUAGAUAAUUUUAUUGCCUGUGGUUAGCAAGAUCUUGCUGGAAUUUUCAAAUAAGGUGCAUAGAGAGUUGGAGUGAUUUGUGGGAUCAACAUUCUUUAGUGCCCACGGAAUAAAAAUUCAAAAUUGUGCUGUGUGGAAUAUCUUUUUUUUUUUUUGGAUUAAUCGCACAAGUUAUGCACUAAUUGACCAAGUUGUGUGCAAAUGUGCAAUAUUCAUGAAUGGAUUAUCGGUGAGCAGGAAGCUUGAGAUUGCAUGAGGCAGUAAAUAAGAUCAAUCAUACCAUAAUUGACCACGGAAGACGCAACUGAAGCCCAAGAGAGAUUGAAACUAACCAUCUGCAAUGGAGGAACCAAUUCCGGCAAAUGUGAAGAUUGACAUGGAUGUAGAACCCAAAGAUAUGCUGACGGCCAAGAUGACUGUCGAGACUGUGGUUCCUCAUCCUACAGAUCCAGCUCCUAUCUUCCCUGACCAGACCAGUACAAAUAACACAAAUGGGCGUAGAGGGAGUUUAGCUCAUUCCUCCCAAGCUUCUAUCAUUAGCAAUGAUAACAAAUCCAGUCACCUGUACUCCGCUCCAGAUCUUCUCACAUCGCCGGAAAAGAAAGAUUCCGCCCAGACGGAAGAGGAACGAGUGGAGGAGAGUGAUCAGAGAGAAGGACAUUUGAGGAAGAUGGCCGAAUCCCUAAUGGCAGCGACAAAAGAUCCUGCGAAGAGGAGAUUCUCCGCAGGAGUUAUUCUAGGCAUCACUCAGCUCAUUCUCAGUGUUGCCCUCUCAGCCCUGGGAGGUCUCCUGAUCGCCAGGGAUGCUUCCCUCUCGUCCUGUGGCUCAGGACUCUGGGCAGCAGCAAUUGCAGCCAUAGCUGGUGCUUUUGGAGCCAUGGGACAGCGAGCCAGAACGGGAUUUCUGGCUGCCAGUCUCAUUUGCGUAGCUUCCAGCACUCUGGCGAUGGCUUUUACGGGAAUUGGAGUGGUCAGGGAUUCACAGCAAAAGGUAAGACUAAAGGACAUGUCGAAUGCCGUUAGUGCAGGAUCAGGCCUGUUGUUCGCCCUGGCUCUCCAUUUCCUCAUUAGUGCUGCAUCAGUGUACUAUUCUGCCCUCAAACUCUGUCUCAGACCUUCUCCGGCAGUUAUCCUGGAGAACUCUGACCUGACUACCCUGACCCAGAAAAAAGUCGAAGACUACAUCAAGUCUAUCUCAUCGGGAUCCACAAGAAAUGGUAGUACCAUUGUCUUUCCCAAUAUGCUACACAGAAAUAUGAUAUCAGCUCUAAGUCAGAGUGCAAACAGUGUUAGUGGCCGGGAAAAUGUACAGAACUUCCAUCCUCAACCUAUUCAAGGACCCCCACCGGUUUAUCUGGUUCCAGCAGGGGUUUCUCCUCCAAUUCCUCCCCCAGUAAUGUACCCCUAUUCUGUCCCCUAUCCCCCAAUGGCACCUCCCUACUUCGUACCUGAACAGCAGAUAAUGGAUAACCUCUACCGAUGGCGAUCAACGAGAUCUUUAAGAAGUCGCGUGUCUGAGAGAUCAAAAUCCAGCAGACGCCGAAGUGAACCAAGAGAAGUAGCUAGUGAUGCUGGAGUGGACAGGAAAGCCUUCCAGUACACUGGUCUCGAUCGUGCCAUCGCCAAUAGUUUCCUGGUGCAUCAGCAGAACAAGAGCAACAACUGCGAUACGAGCAGAAGCGGAGGAUCUCAGAGUACAGAAUCAAUGGCAAAGUGCUGCGAUGUCGCCAUGUAAACCUUUUUAAGAUAGCCUACAACCAUCUUUAGAGAAUUCUUAGCUUUGGGGUGGAUUUUUGUAAAUUAGUGUAAAUAACCUAUACUUUGUAAAAAAAAAAAAUUAUUUGAAGAGUCAGUGAAUUACCUUGAUAGUUUUUUUCUUUGUGGACUUGCUACCAUAACCAGCAAUAGCUUAAAAAUACUCGUUUUGUAAGAUAUUCUACCAUUGAAUGUUAUGACUAAGAGCAAUAAAUGAAUUUAUGCAUGUU